AUGAGUUCCGGUUCUGGAGAUAUCACCGAGUCCCUCUUGACGGCCUCCAUUGCAGGAAUCGCCGCGGCGUCAUUCGAAGGCCUUAUUACAUAUCCAUUUGAUUUCAUCAAAACUCAAAAUCAACUGUCACGCCGCGUAAAUGGCGUCAAGUAUACUUUACCUGAACCCUCUAGAAUUCUUUACAGAGGUUGUUCGGCGCUUGUGCUUGGAGGAUGUGUCAAGAGCAUUGCUAGAUACUCGGUCUAUAACUCAGCAACAAAGUUUAUGAGAGACAAGAAUGGUGAUCUUGCUGCUCCACAAGUAGUUGUUGCAGGAAUGAUGACUGGCUUCAUCGAAUCUCUCUUCAUUGUUCCCUUUGAAAACGUCAAGAUCCGUAUGGUUGAAAAAACACUCAACCCAAUCAAUGCACAAGCAAACUACGAUUUUGCUGUGGCCGCAGCCAAUGCUGCUCUUUUGCGCCGACAAGCACUCGACGAAACUCGCUUCCCUCACAUUGAAUCUUCAAAGCCCUCCCCGCCUCCAGCACCAAAGUCUACCGCUACUUCCACCUCCUCAAGCCCUCGUCCCAAGAAAGUGCGUCCUCGUGCACCACUAGGUUCAACAGCCCCAUCCGGCCCUGUCAUUAAACCAAACCAAAAAGUUGUCCCUAUAUACCCCAUCAACCCUAAUAUUAAGGGAAUCUGGGGCACUAUGCGUGAGAUGCUAAGCGAACGUGGAGUCUUUGCAUUUGUUCAAGGCUUUGCUCCUACACUUUUCCGUCAAGUCACUUUCAGCACCGUUCAGUUUACCACUUAUAACUUUCUGCGACAGUUGAUCCACCCACAAUCUGAGGAACCCAUCCCUGUGUACAAGUCACUGGGCGCUGGGCUACUAUCGAGCGUGGCUGUUGUUGUUGCAACCCAGCCAAUUGAUCUCAUUAAAACUAGAAUGCAAACGUCCAACGCACGCUCCGUGUACCAGUCUACCCCACGUGCUGCUUACACCAUUUUUGUUCAAGAAGGAUUCACAACAUUCUGGGUCGGUUCUUUCCCACGAUUCAUUAAAGUCACUGCUGGAAGUGCUCUCACCUUUGGCAUUUACGAGGUAGUAGUUGAUAUGCUCAAGGUUGUGGUUAAAGAAAAACCCUUUUCAUCGUCGUAA
This is a messenger RNA of Magnusiomyces paraingens, 1140 nucleotides long. RefSeq lists its product as uncharacterized. Gene Ontology annotation, biological process: mitochondrial citrate transmembrane transport. Lineage: Eukaryota; Fungi; Ascomycota; Dipodascomycetes; Dipodascales; Dipodascaceae. Bases 1 to 1140 code for a protein of 379 amino acids. The transcript has 6 exons. The record is from RefSeq and is a predicted model, not a curated record.